AUGAAGAAGAAAAGGAGGAACUGGGCGGAAUUGAACACGGAUUGUUUGAUUAAGGUGUUCGAGAUGCUGGGAUCAGAAUCUGCGGGAUUAGAAUCUCUAACAUUGGACAUUCCCUUCGUUUGCAAGUCUUGGUACAAAGCUUCGCUCAAUCCUCAAUGUUGGAAAAUACUUCGGUUCCCUCAUGCACUCUGCAGGGAUCCAUGGGUGUGGUGGGAAUAUGAUGGUUUUGCCCAAAGAUUCAUGGACAAGUACCGAAUCCAGAAUUUUUCUUUCACAGGCUUUGUUAAACUUGUUGUUAGACGAAGUCGUAACUCUGCUGUCACCGUUAUUCUUCCUCCUGGGUGCACCUCAGAGGUUUUGGAGCUUAUAUCAAACGAGUGUCCUUCAUUGAAAUACUUAGGGUUCCCUUCCGAUCUCUUCCCAUUUGAUUGUGAACUUAUCCAAGAACUAAUAAGUAAAUGCAAGGAUUUAGAGGGAUUAUUCUUGGGACAAACUCAUUCUUUCCAGGAAAUCCUAAUUCAAAUCAGUCUUAACUGCAAAAAUUUCAGUGAUUUAUCUGUAAGAGGUAAUCUUGGCAACAAAGAAGCAUCAGCUAUUGUAACUUUGCUUCCGAAGAUCAAAUAUUUGAGGUUGAGGUGUACUACACUACCCCGUAAGAGUCUGAGGAUGAUAUUGAAAGGCUGUAAAGAACUGGUGCUACUUGAUGCAAGGAAUUGCGUUGGUUUUAAGGCUAAAGAUAAAGAGAUCUUAAAGAUGGGUUCUCACAUCAAGACCUUUAUGAUUCAGGGUUCUGUAGUAUAUAAGAGUGAGGCUGGAAGUCCUUGUAACAAGAAUCCCUGUUUAGAUGAAAGUGACUAUGAUGAUUAUCAGUAA
Molecule: messenger RNA, 873 nt
Organism: Telopea speciosissima
Lineage: Eukaryota; Viridiplantae; Streptophyta; Magnoliopsida; Proteales; Proteaceae
Product: F-box/LRR-repeat protein At3g48880-like
Exons: 2
Coding region: 1-873 (290 amino acids)
Source: RefSeq, a predicted model, not a curated record